Molecule: messenger RNA, 1524 nt
Organism: Candida dubliniensis CD36
Lineage: Eukaryota; Fungi; Ascomycota; Pichiomycetes; Serinales; Debaryomycetaceae
Exons: 1
Coding region: 1-1524 (507 amino acids)
Biological process (GO): acyl-CoA metabolic process
Cellular component (GO): mitochondrion
Molecular function (GO): fatty acyl-CoA hydrolase activity
Source: RefSeq, a predicted model, not a curated record
AUGAUUAGACUUAUACGUCAACUGUCAAUUCAAAAAUUUGUUCAACCUCAACCAAAAUUAUUAUUAUUAUUGAGAUAUAAUUCUCAACAAAUCAAUUUCCAUAAACCUGAUAAAGCUUAUUCUAAUGAAAGAUCUGAAGCUGCUGAUGCUGCUCCAACAAUUUUAUCAGAAUUACAUGAUGAAAAAGUCCAUCCUAAUAAAGCUACUUGGUUAGAUGCAUUAAAACAACGAGAAAAAUUCCAAGCUGAAGGUAAAACUCUUGAUAGUUAUAGUUAUAUUGAUCCUAUAACUACUGCUGUUGGAGAAAAAACUCGUAGUGAUUCAUUUUCAUAUUUAAUUUUACCAUUUAAAAAUGAUAAAUGGUUAUGUGAUGCUUAUAUUAAUGCUUUUGGUAGAUUACGUGUGGGACAAUUAUUUCAAGAUUUAGAUGCUUUAGCAGGAAGAAUUGCUUAUAGACAUUGUUCACCUGCUGAACCAGUUAAUGUUACUGCAAGUGUUGAUCGAAUUUAUAUGAUUAAAAAAGUUGAUGAAAUUACUAAUUAUAAUUUUGUUUUAGCUGGUUCAGUUACUUGGACAGGUAGAUCAUCAAUGGAAAUUACUGUGAAAGGUUAUGCAUUUGAAGAAGAAGAAAAUUUUACUCAUAUUGAAAAUGAAGAAUCAUUAUCUGAAGAAAAUGUUUUUUUAUCAGCAAAUUUCACAUUUGUUGCUCGUAAUCCAGUGACUCAUAAAUCAUUUGCUAUUAAUAGAUUAUUACCUAUUAGUGAAACUGAUUGGGUUGAUUAUAGAAGAGCAGAAUCUCAUAAUGCUAAAAAAAAAUUAAUGGCAAAAAAUUUAAGUUUAAUUGAACCAACACCAGAAGAAUCAAAAUUAAUUUAUGAUAUGUGGAAAUCAUCAAAAUCAUUACAAGAUGUUGAAAAAACUAAUGAUGGAAUUGCCUUUAUGAAAAAUACUGUUAUGAAAUCAACAUUAUUUAUGCAACCACAAUAUAGAAAUAGACAUUCUUAUAUGAUUUUUGGAGGUUAUUUAUUAAGACAAACAUUUGAAUUGGCUUAUUGUACAGCAGCAACUUUUUCCCUGGCUGGACCAAGAUUUGUUAGUUUAGAUUCUACCACUUUUAAAAAUCCUGUCCCCGUUGGAUCAGUAUUAACUAUGAAUUCAUCAAUUUCUUAUACUGAACAUUUACAUGAAUUGAAUCAAAUAAAAGAAGAAAUUGAUAAUGAUUCUCCAUUUAAUUUUUCAUUACCACCAACUAAUAAAAUUUCUAAAUCUCCUGAUGCAUUUUUAUCAGAACCAGGUACAUUAAUUCAAGUUAAAGUUGAUACUUAUAUUCAACAAUUGGAACAAAAUGAAAAAAAACCGGCAGGGACAUUUAUUUAUUCAUUUUUCGUUCCUAAAGAAGGAGGAAAUUCAAAUUUUUGUUCAGUGAUUCCUCAAACUUAUUCAGAAAUGAUGACUUAUAUUGGUGGUAGAAGAAGAGCACAAGAUACUGCUCAUUAUGUUGAAACAUUAUCAAUAUCGAAAUAG